AUGGGAGUGGGGCUAGCAGAUGGGCUCGCCGACCGCGACUGCAAGCUCCAGCGCCUGCACAUGCAAUACCACCAGGAGUUGAACCUGCUGCUGCUCGCACGCACCUGCGCCCCUGCUGUUGCUGCUAGCGCACCUCCGCCCUUGCUGCUGCUCGCGCGCACCGCACCAGACGCCACAGCCCGCCCCGCUCCCGGUCGAGGCAUAGGCCAGCACAUCAUAGAGCAGGGAAGCCCCUACCCGGCUCCGUCAAUGGUGUGCACGCACGGCAAUGGCGGCCGCCCGACGUGCCCUAGCUGCCUGACGGCCAUCAAGCGGGACGAAUCCACUACCGGGAGGAGCUGCAGCUAUUCGGGGCAAGCACAUCAGCGGCGCGGCCGAGUGUUUUCUGCAAACCUAGCCUUCAAAGUGGUGUUUUUGUGCAAUUUACUCAAGGAUGUGUUCGUGUCCCUAUGGCAGUUCAUCGGCAAGGUACACACGGAGUACACCAUUGACAGAGCAUUUGAUUCGUUUUCCGAGGGGCUAUUCCCGUACGGGCCUAUCUGGGAGCACAACCUUGGGUUCUGGAAGAAAAGCAUAGCAGCGAGCCACAAAGUUAUUCUCUUGAAGUAUGAGGAGAUGAUGGCCGAACCAGUCAAGCACGUCAAGAUGCUCGCCAAGUUCCUCGGUGUUCCCUUCACCGAGGAGGAGGUGAGAUGUGGGGUUGUAGAGGGUGUAGUGCAGCUGUGUAGCUUCAAUAAGCUCAGGAGCUUACCGGUCAACUCAUCAAGAGUAACUGAUAGGAUUGGUGGGGUGCCAAUGGAGAACGCUUCCUACUUUAGAACUGGGAAGGUUGGUGACUGGGCAAACCACUUGACGGAAGAGAUGUCAAAGAAGCUGGAUGCCAUUGUUGAGGAGAAGCUGAGAGGAUCAGGUAUCACAUUUUGA
Molecule: messenger RNA, 924 nt
Organism: Triticum dicoccoides
Lineage: Eukaryota; Viridiplantae; Streptophyta; Magnoliopsida; Poales; Poaceae
Product: cytosolic sulfotransferase 10-like
Exons: 2
Coding region: 1-924 (307 amino acids)
Molecular function (GO): sulfotransferase activity
Source: RefSeq, a predicted model, not a curated record